AUGAACUGGCUAACAGCCCUCAGCCUGGCCGCCGUGGUGAUCCCCUCGCUCUACAUCUACACCGUCUCCAUCGUCGCCACACGUUUCCCCGUCCUGCGCAACAAGCGCAUAUGCCUGCUGAUUGCCCACCCGGACGAUGAGGCCAUGUUCUUUGCGCCGACGGUGCUGGCGCUCACGAGGCCCGAGACAGGCAACCAUGUCAAGAUUCUGUGUUUGAGUAGCGGCGAUGCCGAAGGCCUCGGUCCCACGCGCAAGCGCGAACUCGCCAAAUCCGGCACUUACCUCGGCCUCCGCUCCCCCUCCGACGUCUUUGUGAUCGACUCGCCCUUCUUCCCCGACAGUAUGACUACAUCCUGGGACCCCGAGCGCAUUUCCCACUUGCUAGCCUCGGCUUUUGCUCCCGAACUCAAAGAGACCACGAACAUCGCUUCCGCCAGCGCCUCGCGAUCAUCCAAGAACAAGGGAAGUGCUGGAAAGGCGGAAGUGAAGCCCACAAUCGACACCAUCAUCACUUUCGACAAACACGGAAUUUCGGGACAUCCGAAUCACAUUUCCCUCUACCACGGCGCUAGGUUGUUUGUGAGUCAGUUGUUGGCUGCUACGGCCGGGAAGAACAAGGAAAAGGGGCAGGGGCAGGUGGAUCUUUACACACUUCCCACGCUCUCGCUGCGGCGCAAAUACAGCGGGAUCCUGGACGCCCUUCCUACACUGUUGGAAUGGGCAUGGUCAGCGGGUAUCACAAAAAAGGAUAAACACGAAAGGCCGGGCGGCUUGGUAUUUAUGAACAACCUUAUCCCUGGCGAGGGGUGGGCGAGUGUGGACAAGGCGUGGGCGGCCAUGACCAAGGCACAUGUGAGCCAGAUGAGGUGGUUUAGGUAUGGGUGGAUUGGCCUGAGUAGGUAUAUGUAUGUGAAUAGUUUGUUUAGGGAGGUUGUUCAGCCAGCUACGGCCGACAACUAAGAUUCCUCAAUGAGUGAUGGGGAUAAAUGAGGAUUGCUUUUUUGUUUUGGUUAGGACGGAAAGAUCGGAAACGGCGGUUAUAGCCGGAGAGAUGAGUAUAGUUAACGGGGGAGGGAGCUCCUAUGGAAAGAAAACAUCAUCGCGUCGGCAGUUUAGAA
Neurospora tetrasperma FGSC 2508 is the source of this 1118-nucleotide messenger RNA. RefSeq lists its product as uncharacterized. Gene Ontology annotation, molecular function: N-acetylglucosaminylphosphatidylinositol deacetylase activity. Gene Ontology annotation, cellular component: endoplasmic reticulum. The transcript is spliced from 2 exons. Gene Ontology annotation, biological process: GPI anchor biosynthetic process. The coding region runs from base 1 to 960 and encodes 319 amino acids. Lineage: Eukaryota; Fungi; Ascomycota; Sordariomycetes; Sordariales; Sordariaceae. The record is from RefSeq and is a predicted model, not a curated record.